Sungouiella intermedia is the source of this 1068-nucleotide messenger RNA. Lineage: Eukaryota; Fungi; Ascomycota; Pichiomycetes; Serinales; Metschnikowiaceae. The record is from the annotation of a GenBank genome assembly.
AUGGACAGAACCUCUGCUUGCGACUCAAACGAUUUCACACUGGCUUUCGACACUAUGAGUUCAGGAAGCAUUGCUGCCACCUCCAGUGGUUAUAAUGGUGUAAACACGGAUGAAACUGACCCAGACCUCACCUUUCUGUCUAAUUUAUUUCCCGUUGGCUACUCCAAUGUCAAUUUCCUGACCCGUGAGACUAAUCCCUUGCAGCAACUGUUUUGGAAGUCUGACGCGAACCUGAUUAGAUUUCCCAGAUUGUCUGGCCAGAGCACCCAGGUCCAGGGCAAUUCGGACUUUGACAAUACCAUCAAAGGUAUAAAGACUUCGGGUGGGCCCUACGUUGGCCAGUAUCCUGUGCAGUUGACCAGACCCGAGCUGUUUGUCCCGAUGAACAAUUACACCUACGGACAUUCAGCAGCUGACCUGUCUGUGUUAUCUCGGAAACGGCAGUACCUGACCAAUUUCACUGCGCCAAACUACAAUCCUCUUGUGAAAGACUUCAAAGAUACUACGCGUGUAGUUCAGGCCAACCAUUCGGACUAUAACAAUGAGCACUUGCUUGACAAAUCACCCUUGGACCCUUCAUCCGGCGGCAACGAUCAAGUUGAAAUGUUACGUAUGGAGCUUAACUUUAAGAGUCUGAUUAAUAAAACAUUGAGCGAGAAGCUCAACGCUCUCACUACCAACGAUGGUGCCACUCCCACGUCGUCGACAAGCCCUGGUGACAGUCGCAUCACCAUGCCCAAUAAUUACUAUCAGUUGUUUAAAGACCUCACUCGUACAUUAAACGAGAGGACACAGGAGUUGGAGGAUACUAAAAGCAGAAUGGAAGCCAUUUUGGUAGGAUUAGUUAUGAACAAAGAUAGCUCGGUGUCAACACAUGGAACGUUCGACCCGCAAGAAUUGGCGCACCGUAUCACUACCAAGCUCUCCAUUUUGCAGAAAGAGAACGAGACGCUUUUAAAGAUGGUGAGUCACGGCAACAAGCAAAGUCUUCUUGUGGAGUUAGGGUUGUUGAAGAACGAGAAUAAGCUGUUGCGCAAAAAGCUUGGAGCCCAAGAGAAAGCCGCAUAG